CCCGCCUCCUGUGGGCCGUGCCGCCUUCACGCUGCCCGCCAACUCUCGCUGUGGCCGCCACAGCUGUGCGCAGCCAACGCCGGAGCGGAGCUGAAGGAAAAACCGCUUCAAACCGCUCCAGUGGGCGCUCGCGGCUCUGCGUGUGGGGUCAGAGCGGGCGGCGGUGGGGCGGGAAGAAACGAUCGAGAACAACGGGUGGCUUAACGAGCCGCGAGAAGGAAGGCCCCACGGGGCGAGGCGCAACUCUGUCCGUGCUGAGCUGCCGGAACUCAGAGAAGCCGUGAUGCCGCUGUACCGGGGCUUGGGAAGAGGCGGGGAGAAGAUCGCGGUGGUGCUCGACCUGGGCGAGGCCUUCACCAAGUGUGGUUUUGCAGGUGAAACAGGACCAAGAUGCAUUAUUCCUAGUGAAAUAAAGAAACCUGAUGUUUCUAAGCCUAUCAGAGUUGUUCAAUAUAGUAUCAGUGCAGAAGAGCUGUAUUCAUAUCUGGCGGAAUUUAUUCAUGUGUUGUACUUUAGGCACCUGCUGGUGAAUCCCAAAGACCAUCGUGUUGUGAUCAUAGAAUCUGUCCUCUGUCCUUCCCAUUUCAGAGAUACUCUUGCAAGAGUCCUUUUCAAGCAUUUUAAGGUACCUUCUGUCUUGUUUGCUCCAAGCCAUCUCAUGUCUCUUCUGACGCUUGGGAUCAACUCUGCAAUGGUGCUAGACUGUGGAUAUAAAGAAAGCUUGGUGCUGCCUAUUUAUGAGGGAACUCCAAUUCUGAGCUGCUGGGGUUCUCUUCCUUUGGGAGGAAAAGCCAUCCACAAGGAGCUGGAGUAUCGGCUGUUGGAGCAGUGCACGGUUGAUACAGGAUUAGCCAAAGGACAAAGCCUUCCGUCUGUAAUGGGCUCUGUUCCAGAAGACAUAGUAGAGGACAUAAAAGUUCGCACUUGCUUUGUGAGUGAUCUCCAACGUGGACUGAAAAUCCAAGCAGCCAAGUUCAACAUUGAUGGCAGUGCUGAGCGUCCUUUGCCACCUCCGGAUGUGGACUAUCCUUUAGAUAGCGAAAAGAUUCUCCAUGUGGUUGGCUCCAUCCGAGACUCAGUUGCGGAAAUACUGUUUGAACAGGAUAAUGAAGAGACGUCUGUUGCCACUUUGAUCUUGGACUCACUCAUUCAGUGUCCCAUAGACACCAGGAAGCAGUUGGCAGAGAACUUGGUGGUUAUGGGUGGCACUGCCAUGUUGCCAGGAUUCCUCCACAGACUCAUGGCUGAAAUCAGGUACCUGGUGGAGAAACCGAAAUACAAAGAAGUCCUUGCAACUAAAACCUUCAAAGUUCACACUCCACCUGCCAAACCCAACUAUGUGGCGUGGCUGGGAGGAGCCAUCUUUGGAGCACUUCAGGACAUACUUGGGAGCCGGUCUGUGUCCAGAGAGUAUUACAGCCAGACGAGGCACAUACCUGACUGGUGCUGUCUGAGUAAUCCUCUGCUGGAGAUGAUGUUUGAUGUUGGAAAAGCACCCCCACCACUGAUGAAGAGGGCUUUUUCUACUGAGAAAUGAGCUCCUAAAUGCUACACGAGGAUUCUCCUCAUCUGUUUCAAGUACAUCUACUUAUAUUUAUAUAAAUAUAUGAUUUAUUAUAUGAAGUAAUCUGUGGGUAAUACCAUUAAAUAUGUGUUGAUGUAUUGUUUGAAGAUGAGUUCUGUUAACUCCUGUGCUACUUUGUCACACAGUGAAGAAGUGGAAUGUAGUCACGAGUCGUAGCUCACUGAGUUCUGGUAUGGGUGCAGUGAAUGAUGUUGUGAAGGUGCUUUAAGGUACUUUGAUGUAAAGCAUUCUGAGAAGAC
Messenger RNA from Gallus gallus (chicken), 1824 nucleotides. RefSeq names its product actin related protein 10-like (gene ACTR10L). NCBI's taxonomy places the organism in Eukaryota, Metazoa, Chordata, Aves, Galliformes, Phasianidae. The record is from RefSeq and is a predicted model, not a curated record. Gene Ontology annotation, biological process: retrograde axonal transport of mitochondrion. The coding region runs from base 284 to 1537 and encodes 417 amino acids. The transcript is spliced from 13 exons.